GCCAAGGAGGGAGGCGGUGACUUUGCAGCUCUUCCUUCUUGGCAUGUUGUGGCUCGUUUGGAGCCCAGAGGCAGGCUUUUUCCUUGACGAUGCCUCUGCUUUUUUCGUCGGGGAGGGUCUAGGGGGCAUUGCUCAAAAGAGACCAAAGAGAGGAAGCGGCCGAUUAGUGUCGAUUUAAGGGUCCCACCGUCCCCCCUCCUGCCGGGAAAUGGAAGGAGGCGUCGCGCAGGAAGAGCCGCUGGUGAGCUGCCCCGUUUGCCUGGUGGAACUCCCAGCCGCGCGCAUCAACUUACACCUGGACACCUGUUUGCAACAGCAGGGCGGAGAGGAAGACUUGCCCGCCAAACAGGUUGGAGGCCGGAGCAGCAGCGGCCCGAAGCCCGCCGCAGGGACGGGGCGGCCUUCCUUGGCUCAGCAGCCCUGCCCUAAGAAAAUGCGGCUCUCCAAAUCUCCGGAGCGGAGGAACCGAGAAGAGAAGCCGGAGAGUGACCUCGAUUCAGCCCCGGUGUUUUCCGUUUUUCACAGAGGCAGAAACUCCGGAGCAACCCAAGGCGGGGCGCCCCCGGGCGCUGCUGCCUCCCCAAAUCGGGGAAAUGGGGAGAGCGUGGCCCAAAAACUGGAAGGGAAGCCCCUGGCGGAUAAGCUGCGGCCGAGCCAACUGGGGGAUUAUGUGGGGCAGGACCAGGUGUUGGGGAAAGAGACGCUCUUACGGUCCUUGCUGGAGGCUCACGAAAUCCCCUCGCUCAUUCUCUGGGGACCCCCAGGCUGUGGCAAGACAACCUUGGCACAUAUCAUAGCAAAUAGCAGUAAGAAGAAUGGAACACGGUUUGUUACACUAUCAGCGACAAGUGCCAAAACUAAUGAUGUCCGAGAUGUAAUUUUCCAAGCCCAAAAUGAAAAGAGACUCUGCAAGAGGAAGACUAUCCUUUUUAUAGAUGAGAUACACCGUUUCAAUAAGUCCCAACAGGACACUUUUCUUCCUCACGUUGAGUGUGGAACCAUAACCCUGAUUGGGGCAACCACAGAAAAUCCUUCCUUCCAGGUCAAUUCAGCUCUGCUGAGUCGGUGCCGCGUUAUUGUUCUUGAGAAGCUCUCAGUUGAAGCAAUGGAAGCUAUUCUGAUGCGAGCUAUCAAGUCCUUAGGGAUCCAGAUUCUGAGCCAAGAUGAGAUACCCACCAGCUCUAUGAAUGGCAACAACAGCAAAGGCUCUGAGUUAUGUGUAUGCAUUGAAAGAAGAGCAGUAAACACUCUUGCCCAUCUUUGUGAUGGUGAUGCAAGAACUGGGUUAAAUGGGCUCCAGAUGGCUGUCCAGGCAAGGUUAACGAAUCCUCCCCAUCAGAAUGACAGCCAAGAGUGUUCUGCUAAAGGAGUGGUCAUCACAGAAGAUCAUGUGAAGGAAGGCCUCCAACGGUCCCACAUUUUGUAUGACCGAGCUGGUGAAGAGCAUUAUAACUGCAUCUCUGCACUGCAUAAAUCUAUGCGUGGCUCUGACGAAAAUGCUUCCCUUUACUGGCUCGCUUGAAUGCUUGAAGGGGGUGAGGAUCCACUGUAUGUAGCAAGACGGUUGGUAAGAUUUGCAAGUGAGGAUAUAGGAUUGGCAGAUCCUUUGGCCUUACCUCAGGCUGUGGCUGCUUAUCAAGGCUGCCACUUCAUUGGAAUGCCAGAGUGUGAGGUCUUACUGGCACAGUGUGUAGUCUAUUUUGCCAGAGCACCAAAGUCUAUUGAAGUAUACAGAGCUUAUAGUAAUGUGAAAGCAUGCCUGAGAGAGCACCAAGGGCCACUCCCUCCUGUUCCUUUACAUUUGCGGAAUGCACCAACCAAGCUCAUGAAAAAUUUAGGUUAUGGUAAAGAUUAUAAAUAUAAUCCUGUGUACAAGGAUCCUGUAGAACAAGAAUAUCUACCUGAAGAGUUGAAAGGGAUCGAUUUUUUUACACUAACCAGAAUUUGAUGGAACGGCCUGUGUUUUCUUUUCCCUGUCACACACAACUUAUAUUAAUCCUGUAAUAUUUUUCUUAAAAGUUAAUUUCAGUUUUAAGAAUGCCAUAUUUUUCUGGGCAAGUCAUACUGAACUGGUAGCCUCAAAGUUGGAGGCCUACCUGUUUUGCAUUUAUAUAAUAUGCAUAUUAAUUACAUCAUUAUUUUUGGAACAAAUGAAACCGUUUUAGGGAUAUUCUGCUAUUCAGAUUCAAGGCAAAAAGCUGCUCUGGGCUGGUAUGGAUAUGCUCAGUGAUGUUGUCAGAACAAGCCAUGCCUUUCCUACACUAAUUUUGUAGUCCCAGGAAAAUAUGUAUUCUAGUUAAGGAGCUGCUCCUUUUCCACUUGAAAUUCAAAAAGCUGCACAUUCCUAAACUGUUUUGUACUGCAAAGAAAAUUUUAUUGGAAGUUUUAUGCAAAAUAUAAGAAUUGUUUUGAAAACCUUGGAUAAAAUACAGAAAUAUAUUCAGUAUGCAGAUAUAUAGGCAACUGAAAUCACUGGAUUUAAGGAUAUAAAAGCAUUAUUUCAAAAAUUAAAAAAAAAAUUAAAAAUUGACCAGUCUAGCUGAUAUUAGACUUUUUCAAUGGCAUUGAUAUAAGUAUAUUUUAAUACUCCCAGUGCAAUCCAUAGAAUUUAAAAGGGCCUAAUUUUGACUUGUGCCCUUGGUUGGAACUUGAUUUAUUCCAGUCUAUGUUAAGGACUUUGCAAGAAAAAUGCUGCAUUUACAUCUUAAGAUGAAAAAAACCUAUAUCAUUGAAAUGUAACUUGCCAAAUUAUUUUUGAAACUGUAAAUAAAGUUAAUUUAGAAAUCA
Python bivittatus (Burmese python) is the source of this 2787-nucleotide messenger RNA. The record is from RefSeq and is a predicted model, not a curated record. Lineage: Eukaryota; Metazoa; Chordata; Lepidosauria; Squamata; Pythonidae.